Zymoseptoria tritici IPO323 is the source of this 1824-nucleotide messenger RNA. RefSeq lists its product as uncharacterized. The record is from RefSeq and is a predicted model, not a curated record. The transcript is spliced from 4 exons. Lineage: Eukaryota; Fungi; Ascomycota; Dothideomycetes; Mycosphaerellales; Mycosphaerellaceae. The coding region runs from base 1 to 1824 and encodes 607 amino acids.
AUGAAGCGAUCCUUCGAGGAGCUGUCCGUCGAGGUCUUAGGCGCUCAGACCUCAAGCGACCGACGUGGCAAGCGCGGACGUGUCGGCGAUCCUGAAGAAAGACCUCCCAUUGCCACCUGGAGAUGCAACCUCCUGCACAACCUUUACUUUGUUGCGUCCAAGGAGAAAAUCUAUGUCUACGAGCCGCAAUUCCCUGCCCAGCGGCUUCCGCCACUGCCUUCCUUGAUUGUGCAUUGUCCUCCAUCCCGACCUGGUCUCCCGGGAUGCAUCGAUCCACGACAACCACGGUGUAUCAAUUACCUGGUCGUACAGCUUCUCGGGAACGAAGAGAUCCUUGCCGUAACUCGAGACGAUGGCGAUGUGGAUGCUUUCCUGGUCAAGCAUGUCCUCUCGGCUAUCGGAAGGCAAGUGGAGUCGCAGAGUAGCAUCAGCAUUCUGGUUGAUAUGAAACCAUUCUUCCAACGCAACGUAGGAGAAUCAGCAUGGGGACUUGCUGUACACGCGGAAGCUCGCAUUAUUGCCGUCAGUGCCAACACACAUGCCGUUACGAUCUUCAAGUUCGGGCUUGUCGAUCAUCAGAGUGGCGAGGAAGCGACUAGCUUCGAAGGUCGAGAGUCGGAUGUCACGCACCGUGUGCUGAACGGCAAUACGAACAUCCCGUACAUUGCAUUUUGCAACACUGGUGAUGAUCCGGAAGGUCGAUGCGGACACUGCUGCUGUAUUGACAUCCACACCAUGCAAAGAUCGCCGAGGUUCUCAUUCGGACCUGCGAGAGACACUCAUGCUCAGUUUGACCGCGUCAAUGCUGGUUGGUUGGUGAUGUUUCUCGACCGAAGGAGCUUCGUCCGGGAAGCCACCGCGGAGGCAGCGCUCGGAAUGGAGCUAGACGCUAUCUCGCCCGACAAACCUGAUGGACGUGAUCUGUGGGACAUUUCGGCUACUGCCACGCUUGUCUCCAACCGCGCAGCAAGAUUUGCACUGAGGCCCAGAGCGUACUCGCCAAUUGGCAAUGUAGGAUCUCCGCAAGAUCAGAUUGACGAGGAUGCUUCUCUCACUGAGAGUGCCACGGAGCUUGACGAUGUAGAGGCGUCGGUCUCUGGUGAUGUCAGUAUGGCCGACGAUGAGGAUGUUGACCAUGACGACUCCGACUCCGACUCUGGCGACUCUCAAUUCUACACUGGAUAUGAGGAAGACGAGACUGACGAAGAGGACGCAAUUUUGCCGUCAUUCCCACCAUUUGGGCCCGUCAACGACACCUUGCAGGCGCUGAGAAGCGACGGAGAGAAUCCUUUCGGCAAGACAUCGUGUCCAAUUCUGCAUACCUCAUUUCGGAGCGCCUAUCUUCUCCAACCCUCGCAGGACAAAGUCACUUUCAGAGACGUCCUCCGACAAGUCGUCCCUCACGACCACAGCAUGCUCAACGCCUUCGAACGCCUCAACAUGACCGCCUAUAUUCCCUCCCUCGGCGUCGUCAUUCUCGCCUCCCAAAAAGGCCGUGCGGUUGUCCUCACCUUGACGAAAGUCAAGAAGUCAUCCAAAUAUCCCGAGCAUCUGCAACACUCGGCCUACCACACCAAGACCGACUACGCCAUGCGGGUUGAACAUAUUCUCCCAUUCGCGGAGCAGGAGAAGAGAGGCGAACGGCCUUUCAUGCCGCUGUUGGGAAUCGCUGCGGGUCCAAUGCAGGGUACGGAGGAUUUGCCGGCUGAGAGGCAGAGGUGGCGAUUUAUGAUGUACUAUUGUGAUCAUUCGGUGUUGAGCUAUGAGAUCAGUCGGUCGAAGGGGAGAGAUUCGAGUGCUGCGUUUGAGACGGUGGUCGUGUGA